Panonychus citri (citrus red mite) is the source of this 2214-nucleotide messenger RNA. RefSeq names its product signal recognition particle subunit SRP72-like (gene Srp72). Gene Ontology annotation, biological process: SRP-dependent cotranslational protein targeting to membrane. Gene Ontology annotation, cellular component: signal recognition particle, endoplasmic reticulum targeting. Lineage: Eukaryota; Metazoa; Arthropoda; Arachnida; Trombidiformes; Tetranychidae. Gene Ontology annotation, molecular function: 7S RNA binding; protein binding; ribosome binding. The coding region runs from base 120 to 2069 and encodes 649 amino acids. The record is from RefSeq and is a predicted model, not a curated record. The transcript is spliced from 6 exons.
UUUUUUAAUCAAUUGGGACAAUGUGUUUGUUUGGAUUGUUGAUUGUUGAUUAAUUUCCUUGGAUUAGGAUUUUAAUUGUUUUGAUUGUGGUUUUAAUUGUGAUUAAGAGUAAUUUCAAUAUGACUGCUACUCCUGAUAAGAAAAAUUUGUCCACUCUGUUCACCGAUCUGGUUAAAUAUGAGAGAAUCAAUAAUUAUCAACAAGCAUUGAAAGUUUGUGAGAAAAUUUUAUCCGUGGAAAGUGAUAAUAUUAAAGCUUUACAUUGUAAAGUAAUUUGUCUUAUCCAGGAGAGUCAAUUUAAAGAAGCUCAUGAGGAAAUUGGUAAACACUCUGAUCUCAGUGAGGAAUGUAUAUUCGAAAAAGCUUAUUGUGAAUAUAGGUUGAAUAGAGCUGAUGAUUGUAUCAAAACAUUAGAUUCUCAUCCUGAGCCUGAUUUUCGUGAGAAAGAAUUAAAAUGUCAAGCACUUUACCGGUUGGAAAAAUAUCAAGAAGCUUACGAUUUGUACCUUGAGCUAUUAAAAGAAUCAGCUGAUGAUUCUGAUAAUGAAAGAGAAGCUGAUUUAGCUGCUGUUGCUGCUGGAUUAGCUCAGGAAAAUGCUAAAGCUGUUGAAAAUUUACCCGAUCUUGAGGAACGAGACAAUUUCUAUGAAAUUUGCUACAACAAAGCUUGUAUUGAAUUAUCUAGACAAAAUUAUUCUGCUGGUCUUAAAAUGUUGAACAAAGCUGAAGAUGUUUGUAGGAACACUUUAGAAGGUGAAGGUUGGACUGAAGAAGAAAUCGAUUCAGAAAUUGCUAUAAUUCGCGGUCAAAUGGGUUACGCUUAUCAAAUGAUGGGACAAUUAGAUUUAGCAUCUAAAAUGUACAAUCAAGUUUUAAAACUCAAGCCUACAGAUCCUUUGGUAAUCGCAGUUGCUUGUAACAAUAUUGUUACCGUUAACAAAGAUCAAAACAUUUUCGAUUCUAGGAAAAAGACCAAACAAGCUCUAAACGAGGUGAACAAUCCCAAGCUUAGUGUUUUCCAGAGAAGGUCAAUCGUAUUCAACAAUUGUCUUCACCUUUUACUAACCAAUCAACCUGAUGCUUGUCGAAAACAAUUAACCCAAUUUAAGGCAACUUUUCCAGAAGCCGGUAUUGACUCCCUAAUUUUAGAAGCAAGUGUUUUAUGUAAAGAGAGAAAAGUUAACGAUGCCAUUGAGAUUCUAAGAAAAUAUAAAAGUAUCGAUAACAAUAAUAUCGAAGCUCCACUUAUUAUUACGCAACUUCUUCUAUCGCAAGGACGUGAUGGUGAAGCGCUGAGUCAGAUGACCGAGUUAAAAAAUGAACAGAAAUUAGCAUUAAUUUCAAUUAUGGUUACUCUUCAUUUAAAUUUGGAAGAUAAAAUUGGUGCUAUCAAAGUAUUAAAAUCUGCAAUCAACUGGUUCCAAGAGAAUAAACCAAAAGGGUCAGAAUUAAUUAUCUUAUAUCGAGAAGCAGCCAAACUAAUGAUGGAAAAUAAAGAUCAUAAAGGAGCAAUUGUUUUACUUGAAGAGCUUCGUAAACAUAAUCCAGAUAAUCCAAGAGUAUUAGCUCAUCUGAUUUCAGCUUAUUCGGAAAUUGAUCCAGUUAAAGCUCAAGAGAUUAUGAAAUUUUUACCUCCUCUUGAAAAGGUCAUUGCUGAAGUUGAUGUUGAUGCUUUGGAAACAUCUAAUUGGUCUUUGGGUGCUAAAUAUGUUAAGAAAAGUACCAAAUCUGAUGUUCCCUCACCAGGGAAUAUUAAAGAAGAGGUUAAAAAGAAUAAGAAAAAGAAGAAGAGGAAAAAACAAUUACCCAAAAAUUACGAUUCGAGUGUCGAUCCAAAUCCGGAAAGAUGGUUACCCAGAUGGCAAAGGUCAACCUAUAAAAAGAAAAAGGAUAAAAGAGGAACCCAAUUCGUGGGUAAAGGUACUCAAGGUGCUGUCGGUGGACCAGAACCCGAACCAAUUGCGAAAAGCUCACCCAAACCUGGUUCCAAUGUCGACGCUUCACCCAAUCCUAAAGGACCUUCACGAAUCGCCCAGAAGAAGCAAAAAAAGAAAGGAAAUCGACGUUAAUUGUUACCAUAUUAGAUUUACAUUUAAUUUAAUUCAACUAUACAAUCGAAAGUCACAUUAUAAGUGUUUUUUUUGGUACCCGAAAGGUUUAAUAUUUUGAAGUAAAAAUGUUUGUUUAUCAACAAACUCGCAAAAAAACUGUUCA